Molecule: messenger RNA, 715 nt
Organism: Setaria italica (foxtail millet)
Lineage: Eukaryota; Viridiplantae; Streptophyta; Magnoliopsida; Poales; Poaceae
Exons: 1
Coding region: 63-455 (130 amino acids)
Source: RefSeq, a predicted model, not a curated record
CGAGCCGACUACACGAACAACCUGCUCUACUCUCGUGCCACGCAAGAAAGGAACCUGCAACGAUGGCGGCGGCGGCAACAACGAUGGCGGCGUCUCAACACGACGCGAAGCAGGCGGCGGAGGGAGAGGGGACGGCGGCGACCGUGGUGCUCCGGUGCUUCGACGGCGUGAAGGUCGCGGUGCCUGCGGCGCUCGCGCGGGGGCGGUCGGGGCUGGUGGCCGCGGCGGCCGGGGAGCGCGUGGUGGACGUGCCGGGCAACGUGCACGGCCCCGUGGUCGCCAAGGUGGCCGCGUACUGGGAGGGCCGCGCCGCGGCGAAGGAGGAGGAGGGGGCGGCGUUCGACGCCGCGUUCCUGGCGGGGCUGCGGCACGACGCGCUGGUGGACCUCAUCCACGCCGCCCACCACCUCGGCGACGCGGCGCUCUUCGACCUCUUCAGGCCCACUAGAGCCUGAUCGAGCUCCCACCACCACCGGAUCAAGAUCUCGCGGGCCCAAGUUCAUGGCGUUUUUAUCAUGCGGAUUAUAUAGUUGCCCUAGCGUCCCCAUUACCUGUUUUUAUCUGCUACUACAUGCCUAUAUAUGGUAGUAGUAUUUUGUGAAGAGGACAAGUUUUGAUUGAAGUACUUAUUUGCAAUCUAUGUUGCGCUGUGCUUUGGCUGUCCUCUAAAUGUUUCUUGCAAAUGUGGGAGUGCAAAUUUAAUACCAAAAUUUGU